AGCGCCCCCCUGCAUUCACCUUCCAACAUCUACUAUACCUGGAUACACCACAAAAUGGAUAAUCGUGCCAUCCGCCUCCCACCCACAGCCCGUCGCAAUCUCUUCGCCACCGCCCAACAGCAACAACAACAAACCUCCCGUCGCCAAAAUGGAACCGCGCCCUCUAUCCGUCCUGACAGCCGGGAAGUUGAGCCGGAUAUCUUCCAGCAACCCGCCGAAGAUGAACUUGUUGAGCGCGAUGACCAGGGCGAGUACGUGAUCCAUGCGCCGGACCCGGUCUACGGGAACAACAAGGAUGCUGAACCCGAGGAUAACGAUGAGGCCGAGCAAGAGAAUGAGCUCAUAGAGAUGUAUGUAAAUGGCAAGCCAGAUGCUCACUGGGAUACGGAUGCAGUCGAAGAGGAAGUCAGGGCUGCCCUGAAGAACAGCCUACGGAAAAAGGUGGCUAGUUUAGAAGAUGACAAGUGGAUGUUUGAGGCCGAGACUGAGGUGAAGAAGUAAGUUAGCAUUCGUGGUUAUUGGGAAUGAUGGGGGCGCUUAGCAUUGUGAUACCCUUCGUAUGCCAUUGUAGGCACAUGUAAUUCUCGAUGAUCACAACCUGAUACGUGUGAACAGGUGUGGUUGUGAGUUUUAAGCUCGAACAGCACAUCCUUGCGAUUCCAGAUACUAAUGAGAAUAGUAUGGUGUACAUAGCUGUCAACAAACAUCAGUC
This is a messenger RNA of Pyrenophora tritici-repentis Pt-1C-BFP, 712 nucleotides long. RefSeq lists its product as uncharacterized. Lineage: Eukaryota; Fungi; Ascomycota; Dothideomycetes; Pleosporales; Pleosporaceae. The record is from RefSeq and is a predicted model, not a curated record.